This is a messenger RNA of Solanum stenotomum, 3171 nucleotides long. Its product is annotated as serine/threonine-protein kinase/endoribonuclease IRE1a. Gene Ontology annotation, cellular component: IRE1-TRAF2-ASK1 complex. Gene Ontology annotation, molecular function: protein serine/threonine kinase activity; ATP binding; RNA endonuclease activity. The record is from RefSeq and is a predicted model, not a curated record. The transcript has 7 exons. NCBI's taxonomy places the organism in Eukaryota, Viridiplantae, Streptophyta, Magnoliopsida, Solanales, Solanaceae. Bases 239 to 2935 code for a protein of 898 amino acids. Gene Ontology annotation, biological process: IRE1-mediated unfolded protein response; mRNA processing; protein phosphorylation.
UGGAUUAAGUUACAACAAUGAGGCAAAGAAAAACAGACAGCCGUCGACAGACGAAAUCCCAGGAACCCAAAAUCCAGACAACAACGCCCUUUCUUUCAUAUCUCGAAUCGAAUCUCUAGAUUUCCUCAAUUGCAAUCUUCGAUGUAACCCAUAACUCUAUCAUACGCCACCUCCCCUAAUUUAUUUGAUACCCCCACCCCCACCAACCGGGGAGAAAUCGGCGGUCAAUUUCAGGUCGAUGAGACGCUACUGGGUGAUUCCGGCGGGUAUAUUACUGUUAUUUUUCAGCUUUACGGUCUUGGCCAGUGAGUUAUUUAGCUUGCCCAGUGGUUCAAUUGACGGAAUUUCUGAUGGGGUUAUGCUAGCUCCGGCGAGGAGGAAUUUGCUGUCGGAAUUAAAGAAACCUGAGACAGCUCUGUUUGCUGAAUUGGAUGGUACAGUUUCUUUGAGGGAGCAAAAUAGCUUAAAUACUAUGAAACCACCACUCUGGUCAUUUAGAUCUGGGUCAUCAAUCUACUCUUCUUAUCAGGCUCCUGUUAAUUACAAUAGCGGCAAGGAGGCAUCAUCUGAUAUAGGAAGUGGUUAUUUUAUCGACUGUGGCCGUGGGGAUGAUUGGGAGUUGUAUGCACACAACAGGCUUGGUAAAUUGAAACUUAUGAAGAGUAUUGAUGAGUAUAUUAGUUCAACUCCACAAAUAGCUGAGGAUGGCGGAAUUGUUCUGGGAUCUAAAAGAACUACUGCAUUUCUUGUUGAUGCUAAGACUGGACGCCUGAUUUACACAUAUAGUAUGCCUAGCUCUCCAGCAACUCAGGACAACAACACUACUUUUCAUCAUAAUGGCACCAUUGAGGAAGAGAGUCUGCCCAGCUACACGCUUUACAUCACCAGGACAGACUAUGCAUUAACGUCCUUUAUUCCAAACUCAGACAAAGUGUUGUGGAACAUGACGGUUGCUGAAAUAGGGGCUGCUGCUCUUUGCAAAGUUGAUGAUGCAUUUAGUGGGGAUAUUAUGGAGUCUGACAAAUCUGAACCUGAUGUGCAUUUCAAUAUGCCAUUGCCAUGUCAGUCAAGGGCCCUUAUCUACAGACGCCGAGGUCAUGAUAACAAUAUGCUCCCAGAGGCUGAUAGUCAGGGUAUGCUGCCAAUUCCUACUUCACAACCAAAUGUUGAUAAUGCAGCUACUCCUGUGCCCGACAAGAAUGUAGACACCUUCCACUUAGAAAAUAUUACUAUUAAAAAAACUAUGUUUGGCAUAUUGGUGGUGUUCAUAAUUUUAUUCACCAUAAACAAAAUUUUACAAGAUGCUAAAAGUCCUUUCAAAGAAGGAAUAAUGAAGUGCUCUGAAAGAUUGAGCAUGCCGAUUCGCAGUAUUUUAGCUACUCUUGUGGGAGUUUUUACACAUAGUCGUGAUUUAGUGUCUGAGCUCAAUUUGGAUAGACAGCUUGGGAACCCACAUUCACCAAAUGUACCUUCAAAAAGGAAGAAGUCUCGGAAGUCUGGAAAGAAUGGGAGCAAUGGCAUUAAAAGUGAUAAAGACACCUCAUCUGGUAUUGGACUUAAAUAUGCAGACGUGGAUGCUGAUAAUAAACUGUUGUUGAACUUUCUUCAACCAAGUAUAUGUACCAAAGGUGGACGCUCUAUUGGUAAAUUGUUUGUCUCCAGUACAGAGAUUGCUAAAGGGAGCAAUGGUACAGUUGUAUUUGAAGGAAUUUAUGAAGGUCGUGCAGUUGCUGUGAAAAGGCUUGUCAGGGCACAUCAUGAUAUUGCCUUCAAAGAGAUACAGAAUCUUAUUGCGUCUGAUCGACAUCCAAAUAUCGUUCGGUGGUAUGGUGUGGAACAAGACCAAGAUUUUGUUUAUCUUGCGUUGGAACGCUGCAUUUGCAGCUUGAGUGACCUUAUUCAGAUUUAUGCUGACACUUCAGAAAAUGCAUAUCCUAACCAGAACAUGGAUGGAGAAUCUUCGAAGCAUAGACUUUAUCUGGACAAUUUGAAGGGUAUUAUUCUGGAUACUGACUUGAUGAAUGAAAAUGGUUGUCCUUCACCUCUGUUGCUCAAAUUGAUGAGGGAUGUGGUUUCUGGUCUUGUUCAUCUUCAUGAUCUGGGGAUCAUUCAUCGAGACCUGAAGCCCCAAAAUGUUCUGAUAACUAAGGAAAAAUUCUUAUGUGCUAAGCUUUCUGAUAUGGGAAUCAGCAAGCGCCUCAUUGGAGAUAUGUCUUCAUUGGGUCAUCACCCAACAGGUUAUGGAAGUUCGGGAUGGCAAGCUCCUGAACAACUUCUUCAUGGACGUCAAACACGUGCUAUUGAUAUGUUCAGUCUGGGGUCUGUUCUGUUUUUCUGCAUGACUGGUGGUCGUCAUCCCUUUGGAAGUCCUCUUGAGCGUGACAUUAACAUUACAAAGAAUAAAGUGGAUCUUUUCUUGUCGGAACACAUCCCUGAAGCUGUGGAUCUCUUUUCUCGUUUGUUAGAUCCCAAUGCUGAACUGAGACCAAAGGCAGUGAAGGUGCUUGCUCAUCCUUUCUUUUGGACUGCUGAGCUGCGACUGUCAUUUCUUCGUGACUCAAGCGACAGGGUGGAACUUGAAGAUAGGGAGACUUCUUCUGAUCUUCUGAAAGCAUUAGAAGGUACAGCGCCUGUGGCUUUGGGUGGAAAAUGGGAUGAGAAGAUGGAGCCUCCUUUCAUAAAAAAUAUUGGCCAUUACAGGCGAUAUAGAUUUGACAGUAUUCGUGAUUUGCUGCGUGUGAUGCGGAACAAGCUAAAUCAUUAUAGAGAGCUUCCCACCGAAAUUCAGGAAAUUUUAGGAACUGUUCCAGAAGGAUUUGAUGGCUAUUUUAGGAGGCGGUUUCCACAACUACUAAUUGAAGUGUAUAAAGUGAUGUCAGAAUACUGUAAAGAUGAGGCCUGUUUUCAGAAGUACUUCACAAGCAGUGUACUUUAGGCUCCUCCAGAUAGCAGCUGAAUCUUGUUCCAUUCUUACAUUAUAUGCAUGAUGUAACAUGUAUUGUAUAUUGUAAUCUACACCAUGUAAAUAUGCCUGUGCCGGGCAGGUACCAGAAAGCUGUACGGACACCACUAUUGUUGGAAACAAAAAUAAUGUAAAUAUGAAAUCAAAUUGUGUAAUCUUAUUAAGGUAUGUUUACCAACAUUUCUCUCUUUUAUUUUAAAUGCUCAAAU